AGCUGAUUUCCUCUUUCUACCCUGCAGUUUCAAACAGAUCACUUUAUCUCGAAUCUGCCCUCCCUCUGUGCGGCAGAACCCUCACAGUGCCCCUCAGAGGGGAAAUGCCCGUCUUGCUAAAUGCCGACGCCUCCUUUAGCUCCAAGCAGGAGCUCCUGGACCUUCAGGACUGUCCUCUGACCGGGGGCCCCUGUCUGGAUACCCCGAGCCCGCCGGACUCCCAAACAGGUAGCCCAAUAGGCUCAGGACCCAGAAGCCCCGGCAGCCCUGGAGAUGAUGGCCCUAUUCGGCCCUGCAUCUUCACCGGGGCCUCCACGCUCCCAGGUCAGCUGUAUGGGGUGGAAACCAGACCUCAUGCGCAGACCCCCAUGGGGUUAAAGCUGAUCUCCACCGACUCAGAUCAGUUGUGUGGGUGGGGGGCUCUGACGCCCAAAGCUAUCCAAGUCUUCAACACCCCUCGCUGGGUGCUCUUCUUCCUCUGCGUAGCCUCUUUCCUCCAGGGGAUGAUCAUCAAUGGCUUCAUCAACACGGUGGUGACCUCCAUCGAGAGGCGCUUUGACCUGCGCAGCUACCAGGCCGGCCUCAUCGCCAGCUCCUACGACAUCGCCGCCUGCAUCUGCCUGGCUUUCGUCAGCUACUUUGGCGGCACGGGACACAAGCCUCGCUGGCUAGGAUGGGGGGUGCUGAUCAUGGCAUUGGGUUCUCUGGUUUUUGCCUUGCCUCACUUCACCACGCCCCCGUACCAGGUCAGCCUGCCCGAGAGAACAGGACUGUGCUCUGCCAACCGCACCAGCCCGUGCCAGGACAGGGAGGGCGGAGGACUGUCCAGCUAUCGUUUUGUCUUCAUGCUUGGCCAGUUUCUGCAUGGUGUGGGUGCUACGCCGCUCUACACGUUAGGAGUCACAUACCUGGAUGAGAAUGUCAAGUCCAACUAUGCGCCUGUUUAUAUUG
Messenger RNA from Plectropomus leopardus (leopard coralgrouper), 951 nucleotides. The record is from RefSeq and is a predicted model, not a curated record. NCBI's taxonomy places the organism in Eukaryota, Metazoa, Chordata, Actinopteri, Perciformes, Serranidae.